Messenger RNA from Rhododendron vialii, 1284 nucleotides. RefSeq lists its product as uncharacterized. The transcript is spliced from 3 exons. NCBI's taxonomy places the organism in Eukaryota, Viridiplantae, Streptophyta, Magnoliopsida, Ericales, Ericaceae. Gene Ontology annotation, molecular function: nucleic acid binding. The record is from RefSeq and is a predicted model, not a curated record. Bases 1 to 1284 code for a protein of 427 amino acids.
AUGGAGUCUUUGUCUGAGAAAUCCUCAAGCAAUUGUCGAUCAAAAAGAAAUCUCACCAAUGAACAACGCCAAGCAAUUUUUGAUGCUCUUUUGCUACAAUUUGAUUAUGGAAAACCAAGAGGGGGUUUUAUUAGUGAGGUUGCUGCAUUGUUCUCUGUCCAUCCGAAAAUAGUUAGUCGAGUUUGGCAACAAGGGAAGGCUUGUAUUGCUAAUGGGUCCGUGGUUGAUGUUUCCUCGAAAUUGCUCGGGAGAGUUGGCCGCAAGCGAGUUCAAAUCGAGCUCAGCAAAAUUUCCAGCUUGGAAUUCAAACGCCGAACUAAUAUCCGCUCAUUAUCAAAAGCCUUGGAAGUUCCUAAAUCAACAAUGCAUAGGCAAAUCAAAGAAGGCUUAAUGAGGCCACAUACAAAUGCAUUGAAGCCAAAUUUAUCGAAAGAAGGUAAGAGAUCAAGGCUCCGUUUCUGUUUAUCAAUGCUUGAGCCUAGUAGUUUGGAAAGCCAACCAUUUUUCAAAGAUAUGUACAACUAUGUGCAUAUUGAUGAAAAAUGGUUUUAUUUGACGAGAGAAUCGGAGAGAUAUUAUGUACUACUAGAAGAGGAAGAACUGCAUUGCACUUGCAAAAGCAAAAAAUUCAUCAUAAAAGUCAUGUUUCUAGCGGCGGUAGCUCGACCACAGUUUGAUGCAAAUGGGAAUGAGGUAUUUUCCGGGAAAAUUGGAAUUUUUCUAUUCACUUGUAAGGUACCUGCAAAACGCACGAGUAAGAAUAGAGUUGCUGAAUCACUAUUUUCCAUCGACGAUGAAGCAACAGAUGAAGCAGUCCUUGCAUUUACCUUUGAUGAUUCCUCAGAAUCAGUCAUUCAACAAGAUAAUGCGAAGGCACACAUUCAUCCGUUGGAUCCCCAGUUUCUUGAAGCUGCACAUGAAGAUGGGCUUAAUAUCUGUUUAUCUUUUCAACCUCCCAAUAGUCCGAACAUGAAUGUUUUAGAUCUAGGGUUUUUUACAUCAAUUCAAUCUUUGCAACAUCAACAUGCACCUUCGACAAUCGACCAGCUUGUUUCUGUCGUGGAGAAAUCUUUUGAAGAAUUGUCGUCACAAACUCUUAAUCAUGUUUUCUUAACAUUACAAACUUGUAUGGUUGAGGUGAUGAACGUUUAUGGUGGAAACAAUUACAAGUUGCCACAUCUAGGGAAAGGCCAACUAGUUAGAAUUGGUAAUCUUACAUCUCAUAUUCAAUGUGAUUGUGAUGUUAUGGAAAAUGCAUUGGCUCAUUUGGAACUAGAAGGAUAG